Messenger RNA from Colletotrichum phormii, 1068 nucleotides. RefSeq lists its product as uncharacterized. Gene Ontology annotation, molecular function: nucleic acid binding; metal ion binding; single-stranded DNA endonuclease activity. Lineage: Eukaryota; Fungi; Ascomycota; Sordariomycetes; Glomerellales; Glomerellaceae. Gene Ontology annotation, biological process: apoptotic DNA fragmentation. Gene Ontology annotation, cellular component: mitochondrial inner membrane; nucleus. Bases 1 to 1068 code for a protein of 355 amino acids. The transcript has a single exon. The record is from RefSeq and is a predicted model, not a curated record.
AUGUCGAAAACCACUUCCCUCGCCCUCAUGGCGCUAGGCGCCGGAGGCGGCGCCGCGCUCACGGCCUCGAUUUUCUCCAUGCGCUCCCAGAAGCAACCUCCCACCGCAACGACAACGACAACGACGACGACCUCCUCCUUCUCGACAGCCCCCUCUGUGCCCGUCCCCAGCACCCAAGUCUUCACCUACCCCAACGCCGUCCCGCUCCCUCCCGCACCCUCACCAUACGGCGGCGGCGGCGGCCCCGUUGCCUCAAACAGCCCCGUCGACCCAGCAGGCCUCUUCGAAUACGGCUUCCCAGGCCCCGUAGCCGACCUCGCGACCCGCCAGGGCCUCGUCUCCUCCUACGACCGCCGCACCCGCAACCCGCACUGGGUCGUCGAGCACAUCACCCCGGCCUCCCUCGCCCAGCGCGACGGCGACCGCAAGCACAGCACCUUCGUCGAAGACGCCUCCGUCCCCGAAAAGUUCCAGGCCAAGCUCAAGGACUACUUCCGCAGCGGCUACGACCGCGGCCACCAGGUCCCCGCCGCCGACUGCAAGUGGUCCCAAAAGGCCAUGGACGACACCUUUUACCUCACAAACAUGUGCCCGCAGGUCGGCGACGGCUUCAACCGCGAUUACUGGGCCCACUUCGAGGACUUCUGCCGCCGUCUGACGACGCGGUAUCCUUCUGUGCGCAUCGUCACGGGGCCUUUAUACCUCCCCAAGCGCGACCCCGUCGACGGCAAGUGGUACACAAAGUACGAGGUCAUUGGCAACCCUCCCAACGUGGCCGUGCCGACGCACUUUUACAAAAUCAUCUUCGCCGAGGACGGCAAGGUUGGCGGCAACGUCGCCAUUGGCGCCUUUGUGAUGCCCAAUGCGCCCAUCCCUAACUCCAAGCCGCUGUCCGAGUUCGAGAUGCCGCUCGAGGCUGUCGAGCGCGCUGCGGGGCUCGAGUUUGCGAGUAAGCUUGCGCCGCAGCGCCGCAAGAGGCUCUGUACCGAGGCGUCGUGUGCUAUUGUCGUUAAGGAGUACGCGGACAGGCAGAAGCAGAUUGGCGGCGGCGGCAAGGGCCGUUCAUAG